AUGACCUCGUCAUCGUCCUCAUCAUCGUCGGGAAGUGCAUCAUCAGCUGAUGCUUCGCACACGACAGUAAGCAGCGAUUCAGACUCACAGAGUCAAAAUGACAGCGAGGAGGAGGAGACGACUGUCGCACGUGGCAGGGAGGCUGCUUCAAGCAGUAAGGGGGUAUCCGCUGUUGCUUCUGAUGAAGAGCCUGGGCAGGGAGACCAGGAUGGCGAUGUCAGUGAUCAAUCUUCUGUGCCGGGGCGUCCCUUGGGAGGUCUUUUGCAGACUACAGAAGAGCAUCUGGAGCAACAUGGGUAUCCUGCCCACAUCAAAGAUUGUGAGAGAUGCAGGUAUGUCCACAAUCGUCGGAAGUGGGAAGAAGAUGCCACAUUUCCGCACCCCAAGACAGGGUUGCCAAUAGUUUGGUUGGUGGAGCAACCGAAACCUUUGCGCCUUCCGUGGCAUUUGGGAUGUUUGGUCUGUAUGAAGACCAAAACGCCUGGGCUUUUUGGGCGCUGUAAAGCUGGGGCGAAGCUGUCCAACAUUCGCCGGCAUGGGGAGUCGCCACGGCACCUGGCAGCGCUGCAGAAAUAUGCUGCGGCUGUGGAUGUGGAGGUGAAGACCACGGAGCCGGACGCUGGCCAGUUGACCUUCGCGCACAUCCUCUUCCAACGUACCCUGCUCAAGCGAGGAGGAAGCUUUGAGUCCUUCAGUGACUUCUGCAAAACAGCCAAGCUGUCGGGUGCGGCCUUGGGCCAUGGAAGCAUAGGGCCGCAAGUAUCACGACAGCUCACAAGCACGAUGGCGAGUCGUGAGGGGGAGGCGACAGCACGACUGUUGGCUGCAGCUACAACAGGCGGUAUCGUGCAGGAUGGGCUCGGUUCGCACCUGUCUUCCCGCCUACGACUGGUUGUGUGGAAGUGGCCCCGAGGAGUUCAGCUGGAAGCUCUUCGGGGUGUGCAGAGCAUGGGGUCUGGAGACAGAGGUCCUUGGCUUGUCGAUAGGGUUGCUGCGGUUGGGGAGCUUGAGUCUGAUCACUCAGCUGAAGCGAAGCGCAUCUUGGUUCGGGAGGCCGUCGCAAAGAACUGCCAUACAGGGGAGGCUUUCACUCAUGCACAGAAGAUUCUGCGUUUUUUCGCAACAGAUGCUGCGCCGGAUGAGAUGGAGGCUGGCUUGAAGCUGUAUCGGGGAGAUUUUCCGAACCUGGUGUUUCAAAACACCGACCCGUCGCACGGGUGUACGGUCGCGCUGAAGGCCGCAAUCAUUGCGGACAGCGAAUGCGCCGCGGUGGAUCGCCUUUUGGUCUCAGGGAAGAAUCCCGCCAGCUUGUCCAAGCUGCUGCGGACAAGCACUCGCUUACAGAGCUUCAUGAAGGAGGCCGAGCGGGAUGAAGGGGUGCAAAUCCUUUCUCAUUUCGGCUUCGCGCCCCAGAGGUUUGACUCUCGCAAGGUGCCAUUAGGCCGCAUCGCUGUCAGGCUUCGCCAGGUUUUCGAAAUCCUGGCUGCUGAAGCUGAAGGGGGAGAGAAGGAUCGGAAAGCUGCCGCGCAGCUAAUCCUUCAGGAGAUGACUGGGGAGAACACUUGGCGGCUUGUCUUGGGAGGCAUGAUGGCAGACUUGUGUCAUGAGCAUUCAAAGCUCGUGCACUCGUCCGACUUUGCGGCUUCUGACCCCCUGCACAUCGAGAAGGCAGAGAAGAUGUUUCUGGCGAGAUUGCUGGUUUUGUUUGGGGAGGGCCUCAUCCUUACAAAAACAGCCGCAAAUACAUUUACAGGGCAGGUUUUGAAGUUUUUGAGCUCAUCCAAGUUGCUUUUCUUGAAGAAGAAAGCCUUGGUGCUUUCUUUGGGGGAGCUCGCAGCCAACGAUGAACUAUACAUGCCUCUGAAUCGGAUGAGGCUCAUCUGCCAGGCCAUCCGAAGAAUGCUCGAGGCCACUAGGCCGGCCUAUUGUUGGGGGAAGCAAUUUGUGGCUUUUGCUCUUCCCUCUCCACUGGACGCGGAAGAUCAUGAUCAGUCAAGGAAGACUGCAGAGAAACAGUUGACCGCCAUCGCCGAGGCUGCCAAGUUGGAUGCGGGGAGUGUAAUUGCAGAGCUUCGCAAGCUGGCACCUGCAGCAAAGGCACACUUUCAGAGUUGUCGGGAUGAGCGGAAGGCGUGGGGCAGAGCUUCCUUUGAUUUUCCUGAAUAUGCUCAUGCAAGGGAGGCCGUCUCGUUGUGCAUUGGGUUCACCGAGUGCACCACACAGGUGGAACGUGACUUGAAGCAAGUGCCUUUGCAAGAGAGCAAACAACGUGCAGCUCUCCUGAACCCAACACUGGAAGAAGUGAUGAUCACAAAUAUCAUGGCCCCCGAUGUGGAUGAGAUGUGUGAGAGGACGAAGAAUAGUGCUGGGGAGGUUGUUACAAAACCGAUCACCCAGUAUUUGCCUGACAUUGUGAAGCGAUACCACGCCAAGUUUGGUUUCAAACUCGCGCGCAAAGCUCGCAAGAAGCGGCGUGACGCCGGGAUCGCAAAGGAUGGGGAGGCCAUCAAGGAAUUCCUUCGUGACCGAGAAGCUGCCAUCGGCCGCAUGUGCAAGGCAAGUGGGGAGGAGCGGAAGAAGAUGUUGGCGCAACCUACUCUGAAGGUUCCUAUCCCAUCGCAUGAUGAUGCGGUUCUUGAUGGGUUGAAGACAGAUGCCUAUGCUCAGUUUGAGAAGCGAGCAGGGAAGACGGAGAACCGCAAGAGGAAACACCAUGAUGCUAUCCACAAUCCGGAAGAAGUUAAGCUCAAGAAGCCCAAAGCCGUCGUGGGUCACGAGAAGCGGUGGGGGGAGGUGCCCAAAGAGAAAGUGGAACGGCCAACCCCUGGAGUUGCGCUGGUGGCUGAUGAGUCUUCCAGGGCAGCCGGUAUUCUGCACAAAUCUGGCUUCAAAGUGGUAAGUUUGGGAAGCGAUCCGGAAACUGGUGUGGCGAACUUCCUGAAGGUUGCGCACAAGAUGUCGACAAGGCGGGCUGUCACACACCUUGUCCUUUGCCAGGGCAUGCUGUCUGGCGAUAAAGGCCUGUUUGGUGUGGCAGCCCGCCUUGCGUCAGCUUUCCUCUGCAAAGAAGCUGCUCUCCUCAAGCUUCCAGCAAAUGGCCCGACCGGCAUCCAGUUCAAGUGUGACUUGAAAAAAAAGCGGUUGGUCUAUGUGCACUCCGACCUGUAUGGGGAGAUUCCUGGCUUAGAAGCGUUGCUGAAAUGUGCAGCUGAACUGCCUGGGUCUGGCUUGAAAGUGGUCCGGGGCAUCAGCAAGCUGGAGCAGGAGUUCACGGAGUAUAAAACGAAGAGGGGAGCCAGGUCGCGACCACAGCUUCACAUGAGAGCCUUCAUGCCCCAGGCUCUGCACAAGAAGUACAUAGCUCUCUAUGGGCUUUGCUCAGAGCGUGAUGAUUUCUGGGAGUUUUUGUGUGAUGGGGUGGACCGUGAAGCUGUCUGCCCUGGACAGUAG
Molecule: messenger RNA, 3450 nt
Organism: Symbiodinium sp. CCMP2592
Lineage: Eukaryota; Dinophyceae; Suessiales; Symbiodiniaceae
Source: the annotation of a GenBank genome assembly